Molecule: messenger RNA, 15422 nt
Organism: Ailuropoda melanoleuca (giant panda)
Lineage: Eukaryota; Metazoa; Chordata; Mammalia; Carnivora; Ursidae
Gene: DYRK1A
Product: dual specificity tyrosine phosphorylation regulated kinase 1A
Exons: 12
Coding region: 1737-4028 (763 amino acids)
Biological process (GO): peptidyl-threonine phosphorylation; peptidyl-serine phosphorylation; protein autophosphorylation
Molecular function (GO): protein serine/threonine/tyrosine kinase activity; protein serine/threonine kinase activity; ATP binding
Source: RefSeq, a predicted model, not a curated record
AUGGCAUUUUGCAUCCAAGCAGAUUGGGGACUUUUAUCUUUAUGAACAAAGCACUACUAGAAUGGACUCUGUUCUGGGAUUUAGAAACCGUUUCGCUUUAUAUUAGCAAAAACUCUUCAUGUUCUUUAGCUUGUUGACAUAACACGCACCAGGAUCCCUCAUAUGCCACAGUAAAGGAGGUGUUCCAGCUCUCCUGGGUUUGAGGCCUGCUCCUCUGCUUUUGUUUCCUGGGACGUGCAGGCGUGGGGGUGGUUUUGAGAGGUGGAAGGCAGGCCCUCCAGUGCCCCUCAUCAGUGGGAAGGAGAAAGAGUGUAGGAAUGAUAGUUUCCUGGCUUUGCUGGCUUUUUCCUUUGCUUUGGGCUAGGUACAAAUGCAAAUGCGUUUUUUGGUGGCGCCAGCUGGCUCGGUCGGUAGUACGUGUAAUUCUUGAUCUUGGGGUUGUGAGUUUGAGCCCCACGUUGGGUGUAGAGAUUACUUAAAAUAAAAAAAAAAAGCUUUGAAAAAAAAGGAAAGAAAAUGCAUUUUUGGGAUGAAGGUUAUGAGAGGAUAGUAGUGGGAGAAGUAGAAAAGAAAAGUUUACAAUAUAUUACCUUCUAUAAAGAAAACUCCCACAUUUUGAUUUGGGUAUUUCUAGGUCCUUCAAAGUAGUGUUAAAAUUAUGUGUACUUGUUUUGUGUAAUUUGUGCAGGCUCAAGAGAGUUAAAGGCAUAGUACAGCCAGAAAACUGAAGGCCUCUAAAAUUUGCAUUCACCUGAAAACACAUUGUUUGGCAGCUGACAAGAUGUUGGGGUAGAUUAUUUGUUGAACCAAUGAAUGAAAUUAAUCCGAAGUUUCUUUUGAAAAAUAUAGUUCUCUUUUCUGUGAUUUUAGAAUCCAGUCUGUAGUGUAGUAUUGAAGGAAAAAUGAACUGGGAAGUUAGGAGUGGCAAUAGUUCUUCCUAUUGCCGUGUUUUUCAAUCUCCCUAGACUUCAGUAUCCUUGUCUACAAACUUUUGAGGUGUUUUGUAGAUCAUCUUUUUUUUAAGUAGGCUCCGUGCCCAGAGCAGAGCCCAGUGCAGGGCUUGAACCUCGCGGCCGUGAGAUCUAGAGUUGUACCCUUAACCGACUGAGCCACCCGGUCUCCCCUCAUAGAUGAUUUCUUAAGAGCCCUUCAGGUCCAGAAUUUUAUUACCAAAUAUUGUGACCACAUUAGAAAUACCCUCAGCCCAUAGAGUUGUGAGAGGGAGUUAGUUCUCGUUGUCAGACAAACAGCCGUGUGUUAGGGUGCGCAGUUAAGCUGGUGUGACUAAGAGCCAGCUAAUGGGUGUCUCCAAGAACAGAGUUGGCUGGAGGUGAAUGGCUUGGUUGGUGGGGGGUACUGCCUCAGUUGGUCAUUCAGAGACACAAAUUUCUUCUCCCCUGUUUUUCUACCAUACCCUAAGGUAUGGUUGGUUCUCUCUGUGUUGUCCUUGCCCCAGCUUACAAAGAGACAGAAGUGUUCACUCCACGUCUCAAAGCCUGAAGGUGUCACACCACCCUUUUUUUCAUUUUCAGUUCGUCCAUGAGAACUUAGUCCCAUGGCCAUACCCUGGGGAAAGGGAGGCUGGGAAGUGACACCUCACUGGGUGCUGGGCUAUAAUUAUGGAAGAAGGAGAUGACUGUCUCUGCCACAAAUCGUACAGUGUUAUAGUUUUGCUGCUGGACUCUUCCCUCCCUCCCCCCACCCCAUCAGGAUGAUAUGAGACUUGAAAGAAGACGAUGCAUACAGGAGGAGAGACUUCAGCAUGCAAACCUUCAUCUGUUCGGCUUGCACCGUCAUUUUCAUUCCAUGCUGCUGGCCUUCAGAUGGCUGGACAGAUGCCCCAUUCACAUCAGUACAGUGACCGUCGCCAGCCAAACAUAAGUGACCAACAGGUUUCUGCCUUAUCUUAUUCUGACCCGAUUCAGCAACCUCUAACUAACCAGGUGAUGCCUGAUAUUGUCAUGUUACAGAGGCGGAUGCCCCAAACCUUCCGUGAUCCAGCAACUGCUCCCCUGAGAAAACUUUCUGUUGACUUGAUCAAAACAUAUAAGCAUAUUAAUGAGGUUUACUAUGCAAAAAAGAAGCGAAGACACCAACAGGGCCAGGGAGACGAUUCUAGUCAUAAGAAGGAGCGGAAGGUUUAUAAUGAUGGUUAUGAUGAUGAUAACUAUGAUUAUAUUGUAAAAAACGGAGAGAAGUGGAUGGAUCGUUACGAAAUUGACUCCUUGAUUGGCAAAGGUUCCUUUGGACAGGUUGUAAAGGCAUAUGAUCGUGUGGAGCAAGAAUGGGUUGCCAUUAAAAUAAUAAAGAACAAGAAGGCUUUUCUGAAUCAAGCCCAAAUAGAAGUGCGACUUCUUGAGCUCAUGAACAAACAUGACACUGAAAUGAAAUACUACAUAGUGCAUUUGAAACGCCACUUUAUGUUUCGAAACCAUCUCUGUUUAGUUUUUGAAAUGCUGUCGUACAACCUCUAUGACUUGUUGAGGAACACCAAUUUUCGAGGUGUCUCUUUGAACCUAACACGAAAGUUUGCACAGCAGAUGUGCACUGCACUGCUUUUCCUCGCGACUCCAGAACUUAGUAUCAUUCACUGUGACCUAAAACCUGAGAAUAUCCUUCUUUGUAACCCCAAACGCAGUGCAAUCAAGAUCGUUGACUUUGGCAGUUCCUGUCAAUUGGGGCAGAGGAUAUACCAGUAUAUUCAGAGUCGCUUUUAUCGGUCUCCAGAGGUGCUACUGGGAAUGCCUUACGACCUUGCUAUUGACAUGUGGUCCCUUGGGUGUAUUUUGGUUGAAAUGCACACUGGAGAACCUCUGUUCAGUGGAGCCAAUGAGGUAGAUCAGAUGAAUAAAAUAGUGGAAGUUCUGAGUAUUCCACCUGCUCAUAUUCUUGACCAAGCACCAAAAGCAAGAAAGUUCUUUGAGAAGUUGCCAGAUGGCACUUGGAACUUAAAGAAGACCAAAGAUGGAAAACGGGAGUAUAAACCACCAGGAACCCGUAAACUUCAUAAUAUUCUCGGAGUAGAAACAGGAGGACCUGGUGGGCGUCGUGCUGGGGAAUCGGGUCAUACUGUAGCUGACUACUUGAAGUUCAAAGACCUCAUUUUAAGGAUGCUUGAUUAUGACCCCAAAACUCGAAUUCAACCUUACUAUGCCCUGCAGCACAGUUUUUUCAAGAAAACAGCUGACGAAGGCACUAACACAAGUAAUAGUGUGUCUACCAGCCCCGCGAUGGAGCAGUCCCAGUCUUCGGGCACCACCUCCAGUACGUCUUCAAGCUCAGGUGGAUCGUCGGGGACGAGCAACAGCGGGAGAGCCAGGUCAGACCCGACGCACCAGCACCGGCACAGCGGCGGGCACUUCACAGCUGCAGUCCAGGCCAUGGACUGUGAGACCCACAGUCCCCAGGUGCGUCAGCAAUUUCCUGCUCCCCUUGGUUGGUCAGGCACUGAAGCUCCUACACAGGUCACUGUGGAAACUCAUCCCGUUCAAGAAACAACCUUUCAUGUAGCCCCUCAGCAGAAUGCAUUGCAUCAUCACCAUGGAAACAGUUCCCAUCACCAUCACCACCACCAUCACCACCACCACCACCAUGGACAACAAGCCUUGGGUAACCGGACCAGGCCAAGGGUCUACAAUUCUCCAACGAAUAGCUCCUCUACCCAGGAUUCUAUGGAGGUUGGCCAUAGUCACCACUCCAUGACAUCCCUGUCUUCCUCAACUACUUCCUCCUCUACAUCUUCCUCCUCGACUGGUAAUCAAGGCAAUCAGGCCUACCAGAAUCGCCCAGUGGCUGCUAAUACCUUGGACUUUGGACAGAAUGGAGCUAUGGACGUUAAUUUAACCGUCUACUCCAAUCCCCGCCAAGAGACUGGCAUAGCUGGACAUCCAACAUACCAAUUUUCUGCUAAUACAGGUCCUACACAUUACAUGACUGAAGGACAUCUGACAAUGAGGCAAGGGGCUGAUAGAGAAGAGUCCCCCAUGACAGGAGUUUGUGUGCAACAGAGUUCUGUAGCUAGCUCGUGACUAAAUUGAAACUUGAGUUUGUUUCUUGUGUGUUUUUAUAGAAGUGGUGUUUUUUUCCAAAAAACAAAGUGCAAAGCUGCUUGCAUCAGAAGGAGAUUAACACACUGAACCGCUACAAGAGGGCAAAGCUGACUUCUUUUUUUUUUUUUUUAACUUGAAAAGAUUGCAAAGGGACAAUGAAGUUUUUAAAAGAGCCAUGUCCAAACCCAUCGUCAUGGAUAGCGCAGAGGUGUCCUCUUUUUGCCUCCCCCAUUUUAACUUGCCACACCCCAGUCAUAGUGGGGUUGUUUUUUUUGUUUUGUUUUGUUUUUUUUUUUUUUUUGUCUUUCUGUUCCACAAAAGUUAAUGUUCAGAUGUUGGUCUUGGUCAUUUGCCAACUAAUUUUAAAAUAAAAAGGCACUGCACAUAAUUUGCAUCAAGGGCCCCUUGAGGGUGUUUUUUUUCUUUUGGUUCCCACCCCUCCCCUUUUUUUUCCCCUCUCUUGUUUGUUUUGUUUUGGGUGGGGGGGUGGGAAAUUUGGGUUUCUAAGUCCUCUAAACACACUUGGGCACGGAAAUGCAGUACUGUAAGGAAGAGGGACCUCCAGCUUACACAAACAUCACCUUCAGCUCUAUGGAAGGGACGGUUGUAUUGGAGUUUGUAAGGCACAGUAAGCAUGCUAAGUGGCGGGGAUCAGAACUCUCCUGUCUGAACCUACUGAGGAGCAAAGCAGCAAUUACAUGGGAUCCUGUGGGUCUCCUGUUGUAGAGGCCACAGUAAGAUAGUAAUGGAACAUGACCGGUCUCCUAACCAAGGUGCACUGAGAAGCAAUCAACGGGUCAGUCGUGGCCAGUCCUGGGGAGGUCUGAGUGGUGGUCUUUGGGAUAACCUUUGGCCUUAUGGAUUUGGACUCGAAAUUAGAAGAGCCUACCAUUUCAGAUGCAAUCACUUUUGGACAUGCUUUUGCAGACAGUCCUUAAUGCUGAAAACACAGAGAAUGGGUAAUUCAAGAGGCCUUUCUUUUAAAAUAGACUUGUGACCCACUAAUUGUAAGGUAUUGCAAGGUCACUUUGCGUGUGUCAUAAAGUUGACUUCCUUAUUGGUUGAAGGUCACAGAAGUAGUGGUUUGCUUUGAUGGAAAUAGCUACAGCUGUGUCCCUUCCUGCUUUUUNUUUUUUUUUUUUUUUUUUUUUUUUUUUUUUUUUUUUUUUUUUUUUUUUUGCUUUUUUUUUCUCGGCACGUGGUAUCUCCACCAUUUCUUCUGCACAAAGAUGUCUUCUGUUCAUCCUGAACAUUUUUAAAAAAUGCAGAAUUUUAUGUGACUGCUUUUUUGCCUCACAAUUAUGCUGUGAAUUUUACAAAAAUUUAUUUUCUUUUUUGAUAAUUUAUUGUACCAAAGCUGUUUUUAUAGCACAUAGAUGUCUGUAACCAAUAAUGUAGCAGUUCUGCACUUUGACACAAGGUGUAACUAGACCAUUUUUAAAUGUCAGUUGAAAAUUAUGGCUGUACUAUUGCUUAAACAAAACUGGAACUGUUGUUGAAUCCAUAGCCAAUACAGCUGCAGCAGUCUGUGUACUGAGCAUAAUAGAUUGACCUCUAAUUCAAGAUCCCAACAUCUGUUACAUUCUAAAUGUGUUCAGGCUUCUGAAGGUAAAGGGACACUGGAUCCAGAAGCUGUGGAGCCAGCAGCUGAUUCGUGUAUUCCUGAUUAACCUCCUUGUAGACUUGAAAGCAAGACCUCGAUUGCACCGACAGGUCAAAAAUCCGAGCACGAGUAAAGCAGAACUCUCAUGCGUGACCUGAAGUGAACAGGCUGGUGUCGAACAGGUGCCUAGUUUUGAGAUUCUGCUGCCUUAAUGUAACACAGGCUGGCAGUGGCUAAAUUUGUGUUCCCAUUUUAAAUUGACCAAUUUUAGGGUGUUAUACUUUUGAGCGGUUGAAUUGGGAGAAUGAAGAGAAGUAGUUUUUAUCUCUCCAGGAUCAAAGAAGCCUAGGAAAGAAGCAGUAAUCUACCUCUGCCGAUAACCCUGUUCAGAACAACUCAGCAGAACACCAUAUUACUUUUUAUUGGUCAAUUCCAUGGGGCUGACUAGGUCAAUUUUUUCUGAACAAAAGCAGGUUUUUAUAUGUAAACAGUGACAAAAGAAAGGCUUAAAACUAUGUGAAUGUGAAUGGAAACUUGGAAAAUAUCCGUUUUUAUAAUCCACAAAUUUUUUUGUUGUUAAUCAGGAAAUCCAUAUUUAUUUUGUAAUUAAAUGUCAAGCCUGUGGAUGAUUUUUGAACUUGGUAGUUCAUAAAGGUUUACAGUGAAUAAAAGGAUAUCAUCUUGAGUAUAGCAAUAUCAAAAGGAAUCAGUAGUUACUGCUGUUGAGGAAUAUGAGGGGAAGAUAUUACAUGGGUCAGGUCAUUUUUUUCUGUGCUGGUUGCCACAUCUUAGCAAGCACCAAAAAAACAAAAGCAGUUUUUACACUGCUAUUUACAUAAAGGAAAUCAUAAAAUCCAGUGCUUCUGCAUACUGUGUUAUGUUACAGUCCAGUUUUGUGUGCUUUACUACACGGUUUGGUUACAGGACUUCUGUGCAUUGUAAAACAUAAACAGCAUGGAAAAGGUUAAAUACCUGUGUGCAGAUUGUAAGAUCUGGUCCGGACUUGCUGUGUAUAUUGUAACGUUAAAUGAAAAGAACCCCCCUUUGUAUCAUAGUCAUGCGGUCUUAUGUAUGAUAAACAGUUGAAUAAUUUGUCCUCAGACUCUUUACUAUGCUUUUUUAAAAUUAAGAAAAAUGUAAACAUAGUAAAAAUCUUCUAUGCAAGUAACCUGGUCCAGGUAAUGGUCUGGUAGGUAUAUUGAGUGUAAGUUUGGUCCAAGGUGUGAAAAGGAAAAUAGGAUUUAUGUUGACCUAGGUAGGCGUCCCAGAUCUUGGGAAGUAAAGAUUGGAGGUUUUGAUUUUGAUCAUUUUUGAGUUUUAAGAUGGAUUCUCUCUAUGAGUGAUUAACUAUAUUCAGUUUCUUUCUGGUUCGAAGUGCUAAUAGUUUGUGGUGUUCAGAAUGGCUUUGGGGGUUCAGUGGUUUUCUCUAAGAGAAAGCAAGAGGAAAUACACGUCGUCUUGUUCCUCCUUCCCCAGAUCCUCGUAUGGGGGUGAGUCAGGGACUUUCUUGUACAGUCUGAAACGCCUGCCACAGUGCAUUUGUGUCUGACCUACAGUCUUCUCUUUUUAUAAACUAAUCUGUAAGUAUGUAUUAAGGUGCCUAUCGACAAAGGCAAAAAAAGCUUAUUCAAAAAAGUUAAAUGUGAUUCUGUAGAAUGCAUGUUGGCCACACAGAGUUAGACUUAAUAUGUAAGAAAGAAAAACUUGCUUUAGUUUUUUUCUUAGGGUAUGAGCAUUUUCCUUAGGUAAGUGGCACAUUUUUGUGGUAUCAGACUUCAGAAACCUUAGGCUUAUUUUAAUGAUGUUAGAACUGUCUGUAAAAAAUCAUUACGGCUGCAGUCAUUCUAGAAGGACAAAUGGCUGUUGCAUUUGUGACUGUAGCCUCCUUUCCAGCUCCUACGUUGUUAAACUUACUGUUAAAAUAAGUCAUAUAAUAAGGAAAUACAUAAACUACAAAGACGAGAUAGCAAAUGCCCAAUUUGUUCCAGGUCCCCCAAUUUCCUUUUGGCCUCUACUUUGCCCGCUGUCGGAAUACAAGCUCAGUGCUCAUUUUUAUAUCCAUCUCUGUAGUGGUGGCCGUAACUAAUAGAUAGGUGAUUUGUUCCAGAUACAGAGGUUGGCCUUAGUGCCAUUUAUGAAGACCAUUUGAAAUUUUAAGCUUAAGGCCGGGGGGAACGCCGACUGUGGUGCACUGAGACUAUUCAGAUUUCUGAGAACGCUCCCUGGGACAGCUGGUGGCCCAGCAUUGAGAAGCCGUGGGUGUCAGAGUAGAGCAGACGUUCUCAUUUUCUUAAUCUUGGAUCUCCUUCCCUAGACUUAAUUUUCUAGGGUGAAAAUACACAUUGAGUCAUUUUUAGUAGAACAAGAAAAGAGAAGAGCCUAAGAAAAUAGCUUAUUUUAGCCUUUGUUGUCCCUCCUCACGCGUAGCAGUCCCCUGUCAGUGUGUCCACCGAGAGCCGUGCUCUGGGUCAUCUGGCCUUUUGCCCUGUGCUGGUAGUUGUUACAUAUUUAAACACGGUGUUCCAAGCACCAGGUGUUUUUUGUGCAAGACUCACUGAGGAAGGUAAGUGGACCAUCGGGGAGGGGGGUGGCGUGUGUGUGCGCGCGCACGUGCGUGUGGGUGUGAGUGUGGACACCCACGGUCCCAGGUUUCAGGUGCUUGAGGUGAGCGGGGAGAAAGAACCGGGUGUUCUUCUCAACUUUCUCAGAGAGGACAAGGUAUUUGCUAUUGUUAAAUUUUCUCAAAUUCUUACCCUAAAUCUUGUUCAAAGGACAAAAAGCUAUUUCCCCAACGAAAACAUUGAGGUUUAAGCGCACGCGUGAUAACCAGGUGCAGGUAUCCCCUCCUUCCCAAAAGUUGGCCUUCGCUUUGACAAAGGACGACCUACAUGAGAACGGUGACAGCUGUCUUCUAAGAGCGAACACCCUCUUGCGAUUCCUGGCAGUCAGCGAGGGCCGCGCCCGCGUAGGCCUCGGGCCACUGGGGCUCUAACGACAGUGCUCAGACAGCGGGAACCUGGCCCUGGACACCCCAGAUUUCGUCCACAGUCUCUCUCCCCGAGGAGGUUUGGUUUUCAUGGUUGCCCACCUUGAGAGUAUGUCCUUUUACUGCCAAGUGUGCGGGGGGCGGGGGAGCCUAAGGCGUGCGUGCGUCCCUGCCUUCCGCAGGGGAACCCGGGCACGCUGCUUCCAGGCAGCGCCGAGGCACGACGAGCUUCCGGCUGCCCUCCCUUAGCUUUCACGGGGCAUCACGUGUCUGGGCUCGCCUGGGUUCUGAAGGCGCAGAGUGCCGGAGCGGGGAUCAUCUUGGCUAAAAAAAUGCACUUUUUAAAUGGGGAGGUAAAAUAAUGGCAAAGUUGCUGGUGGAGGAUGGGGGACAUGGGGUCGGGGCCUGGGCAUCUGCGUUUUCAAAGCAACGUGCCAGGUGGUCCUGCACCUGUAGCCAGGCGUGAUCACGGGCAGGCAGAUGCAUGGGGCCCAUCUCACAAGUCUGAACAAGAGAGCUUUUUAUAGUUUUAUUAUUGAAGUUUUUGUACAUACAUAUGUUAAUAUGUAAUUGAACAAGGUGUAAAAUGUAUCAAUGAACAACAAAAAUUCACAACUUAUACUGCAUUAUAAAAUGUUACAAACAAACCUGCAAGAGAGGCAGAAAUUACCAGAUACAAGUAUAUAAAACUUUGUACAAUUUUGUCUUUUGUCAUCUUCCCUUAUGGAAGUGGGAUGACGUGACGACAGCUCAGCUCCCAGAGGUCCCACGAGAACGACAGGUGUGAAGUUUCCCAGCAGCGGGCCUGGGGCCUGGGCCUCAGUAUCUCAGCCUCACGUGGUCUAUGUGAAGCCGCGGAGGAGUUCUCAGGGCGCUGGUCUGAGCAAGCAAACGUUUGGGAAGGCCUCACGAAGCAGGGACUGUGGUUUUCAGCUCUAGAAUUGGGGUCCAGUCUUGGGCAAGUCCCUUUCUGGGGAGUAACUGGUAUCCGCAGGAUGGGAUUCGACGCAGGCGUGAGCUAAUGCACAUAGGGUCCUAGCACACUAUGGGAAGCACUCAGUACAGUUGGUGACUAAACGCAGAGCUUGAGUCUGUAGCGUGCAUGAAUCACCUUUUUCUCUACGAGUCCAGCAAACACCAUGGGAGACAAGGUGAGUGGUGUUUCCUGUGAAUGAUUAAACGGGAUUAUUUUGCAGUUUACUUUUAUUUCUGGAGUCUGUAACUGGAUGUGCACUUUACUACUUGAUUUUGCUACUUACAUCUAUUUCAGCAUUCAUCACGUUUGCUUUGAUAUAAUGUAUGGUAUUUAAAUGUUUUGUAAAGGACGAUUUUUAAGUAGACUUUUUCUCUACAACUUCAGGGAGGCUGUUUGGAGGAAUAACUAUGGAAAGGCGCUGAGGUUAGACCUGGCCGUCAUGUGUCCAGUGGCCGCUCUCCGCUUGUCCAUCUUGCCACCCCAAGGCCUUAUCUGUUGUGUUUUUAGCCUUCAGAGUUGUGACUCAGAUCAGGGAGAAAAAGAGCAUAAGUAAAUGAUCUGUUCCCAGGUUCAUAAACUGAUAAUAUUGGGGAAGCUUUCAGAACUUCAUUGGUUAUAAGCCACAUUUGAAAGCAUUAAGGGGGUAACUGCUGCUGUUCUUUGCUUUUCAAUUUACUUUGUUGCUAUCCUAGGGGAGUGUGUACCUCCACCAGCUCAGGGUCCUUCAGUGUGAUUUCUUUUUCGUUCCCACGGGGUCCUCCCUCCCUUUGAGCAAACAUACGGACAAAAAUUUCAUAGGGCAAAAAGCCCGUUCAUCUGCGUCAGAAUAUACGUGACUGACAUUACCGCACAGGGACAGGUGUAUUACAUGGCCCGUGGCUUUGGAAAAAGAUGAAAAUGAUGGAUCUGACAGUGGGAUCUAAAUGUUCACCUGAGGUAGAUAAAAUUCUUCUGGGAGGUGCAGUUGUUAACCCCUGCCCCCCAACACACCCAAAAUUCAAGCAGCAGACAGCCUUCUACUUGUGAGUCCAGUCAGGCUGGCCUUCGUGCCUCCGACAGCUCCCCGUCUUUGGCCCGCCAUGUGCGGUGUGCGGGGCCUGGCAGGGGGAGUCCAGCACUGCUGCACAGCCCGGGGUCACGCGGGCCAGGCUGAGCCUCCUGUCGGCCUCGCUCGGUGCUUUGCUGUGUGCAGGCUGCUUGCACAGCAUUCGUCUCCUUCACACCACCCUCUGCCCCACGACUGACUCGCUCCUGGGUCUUCCUCCACAUGGGGGGUGGGCCCUGGCAAGACUGGUGUCUUCCUCCCCAGAGACAUGCUUUUCUGAAGGCCCCUCCUGCCCAUGGUGCAGUGGCCGAGAAGAUUCAAGCUGGAGGCCGUCCCACGUGGGUCCUUGCUGACUGGCCUUUCUCCCCAGCUCAGCCCUGCUGCCGCGAGCUCUGCCUCGGUCGCGCUAGCAGAGGGGGACCAGCGGCCACUGGGUACGAGGAGCGAGGCUGUGCGCUCCUCUACUGGUCAGGCUAAGACCGUGAAGUCUCUCCCUUACUUCCUGCAGAAGACACCCCAAAUCAGAGAAAGUGGAUAAUCCUGGACACAAUUUAAAAAUGAAAAGUCUACCCCAAAGAGAAAGAAUAUUAGCGGGAACCUUGCGGCAGCUGAUAGGAGCACUGUGGAAGACAAAUCAUGAGGGCCCGUCCUGUGCAAGGCACUUAGCUGUGUCCUAGGGAUGACACCAACCAGCGUGUCACUGUUUGUGGGCGUAGGGGCAGAUAGUUGGUGAAUAACCCCAAGUAACCCCAGUGUAUUCUGGUCUGGGGGCUGAUGUGAGUUUCCCUGAAGAAUUGAGGCUUAAGUGGUGGUAGGAAUGUUCUAGAAUUGAGAAGACAACAGUAUGUUCAAUGCCUGGUGUAAUGAGGAAUCGAGGCCUUGCUAAUAUAAGUUUUUAAGUGGAUAGAGUCUUUUUGGGAAGGAGAGUUAGUUGAUCUUAGGGAUUGAUUGGACGGAGUGAGAGGUGGUGAGGAGAGGAACUGGGUUUCUCCCAGCUUUUCAAUUCGGGUGGCUUUGCAGAUGGCCAAGUGCUGAUUGUGGGUGCCUGGAGCACUCAAGGGGGGAGCCGGUGUGCCAGAUACUCGUGUGUUCAGUUACAGGUUGCGGAGUGCGGGGGCUUACAGGGCAUCUAAGUGAAGAGGUCCAGUGGGCACGUCCCCAGAAGAGAAACGGUUGAAGGUGGGGAAAGUGGGCCUGGGGCUGGUGCCUGGGUGCUUCUCAGGCAGGUGCUGGUGACAAGGUGAUGGAUGGGGGAAAGAGCAGAGCCUGUGCACUUCAGCAUGACUAGCCUGUCUGUUCCCAAAGUUAGCCCCAUCAUGCCUUCCUUGACCCUCGGGGUCUCUCGGGUCACCCUGGGUGGUCUGGGACUGGCAACACCAGCCUCAGAACCUCGGGUCCUGCCCACACUGUCCGAAUAUGCAUCUUAACAAGGCCUGGGUGAUGUGUAAGCGUGAUCCGGUUUGAGAAGCAUGGUCCGCACCGCCCUUUACAUUUGGGAAAGCCUCAGAGGUCAAGCAGCUUGUUCAAGAUGCCACAGCUGGUCAGCGAGGGGCCCCUAGUGCAGCCGGUUCUUGGUUCUCCAUGCUGACUGGCUUUCAAGAUCACCUCGCACAACCGACAGCUGGUGGAGCCCUAGAAGCAGAGUCAUGGGUGAGACUAAUUUAAUCUCUGUUAAUAUAGAUUCUCAGCUCAGGGGCUGAAGUCCCCUCAGUUAUUUAAGAAUGACUGCGUUGUCCUCAACCGCUGGGAUGCCUAGAAAGUGUUUAUUUUGACAGGCUUUUCAUGAAUUUGGAGAUGAACUGAAGUAUCUCUGAUUUUUUUUUUCAUUUAAUGGGGCAACAAAAAUAGCUUCCAGGAGCCGCCGAAGAAUCCAGCGGAGACUGUGCUGCUUCCUCUUCCUCUCCCUAUUGCCACCCCCACCCCAGCCCUUUCUCUGUCAUUUUUGUCCCUUCUAGUUUCCAGGAUUCAAGAAUUCCUCUCCUGGCAGCAGCUCUAGGGGUGUUGGGAUGCAAAGCUGGGUAGCCCUUCGCUGCAGUGAUUUCCCAUGGGGCAUUCAGUCCCCCUUGUCUUCUCCCAUCGUCCCCCCAACUCCAGGCCCCAUAGGUUACUCUUCGUCCAGAUGCACUUGUGGUUAGACCCUUUCCAUGUGAGCGAGGGCCCUGGGGCCAUAGCUCUGGACCAAGGGAUCGGGAGGAGCUCUAGGACUCUGAACAAAGGUAAAAAUAGGGAUGGAAUGAAAGAGAAAAUAAUGCAUCGUGUUCUAGUGAUUGCCAGGGAAGCUUCAUUUGUCUCCCUGAAACCUUUCAGCUUGCUUUUGUGCUGCCGUUACCUGAAUUUCCCAGCUUGUGACCGGCAGCAAACCCUGGACACACCCUCCACGGUGGUGGGCCCUUCAGGAGCAGGAGAACUCUAGAAAGGCAGGGCUGACUGGCCCCUGCUUCCUGUCCAUUGUCAUAGAUGAAGUCUCUGCAGAUCACAGCCACUCGUUUGUGUGUUUGUGUGUGUGACCCGUCCUGGUAAGAAUGGUUUGUACACUUCAAAUGGUUGAAAAACAUCACAGGGUGCCUGGGUGGCUCAGUCGGUUAAGCGUCUGACUCUUGAUUUCAGUUCAGGUCAUGGUCUCAGGGUUGUGAGAUUGAGCCCCCGUGCUCUGUGCUGGGCAUGGAGCCUGCUGAAGAUUCUCUCCUUCCCUCUCCUUCUGCCCUUCUGCCCCCUCCCAUAAAUAAUAAGGUUGAAAAACAUCAAACGAAUAUUUUAUGAUGUGAAAAUUAUAUGAAAUUUAAAUUUCAGUAUCUGUAAGUGAAGUGUGUAUUGAAAUACCACCACAUUUUUAAAAAUUUGCAUAUUGUUUUGUGGUUGCUUUGGGGCUACGAUGGUGGAGUUGAGUAGUUGCCUCAGAGAGCUGUGUGGCACGUCACUUUGCUGCGUGGUGGACCACACGAUGGCUGCGAUCGGUCAUAGCUUAGCAUUCUGAAUGCCACGUGUAUGACUGGGGCUCCGUGUCAUAUUCUUUAUCACUGUCCACCCAUCGUCAACACAAGAAAGGAGGAAAGGAGAAUUUGGGCAUCACCGUGCUUCUCCAGCAUGGUGGAGGGUGUACUAUUUCGUUACUGAGUUAGGUGGUAACAUGCAAUGAUGUCGUAGCUGUCCUGGAGUACCACAGAUGUUGGCAUUCUCCAGCUAAACGUGCCCUGGCAUAUUUGUAACUCACAAGAAAGCGAUGGCCAGAAAAAUUAGAAAAUUUAAAAUUGAAUAUCUAAUCACAGAAUUUCCUCACACAAAUAAAGGAAAAUGAUGCUACAAGCAAAGUAGGUUUCUGAUGGGCUUGUUAGCUGAGCAGGGAAACCGCUUGUCCUGAGGUGAGUUCAUGAAAUCAUGUGGGAUGCAGCUGCUGAAGAAACACGCCCAGAGAAAGUGAAUUUGUUGAGGACUGCUCGCCUCUCACUGACAGCAGCUGCUCCAAGUGUUGAGGGUAUUACGAGCAGCAUCAAGUGUCCAUUCAAAACCAAGCAAGUGAGUUUGAGUGGUUGUCCCUGGCUCUCGUUACAAGAGUUGACCUACGUUACCUACAUGGCUCAGACGUUUGAUGAGCCUGUGCCAAGCUAGGAGUUACCGAAGAAUUCAGCUCUGCCAACAGUCUGCACGGAACAACUACAGGCAGAAAUGUCUUCAAAGUUGAGAAAAUGCGUUCAGUACAACCUGAAGUGGAAUCUGCUAAGAUGUGUUAACAGUCGAAGGUGGAAAAAAGUAACGUGUGGAAUGGAAAAGGCUUACUAGGACAAACUCACGGAGCUUGCCAUAGUAUCAGGUGUUAGAGCCUAUGGAGAUUUACUGUAUUGUUUAAGUCAACAGGAAUUUUGUGGAGAACAUUUGAAUCAUGUUCCUCAACCGGUGUUGUCAACAGUGAACUUCGUUUGCUCUUGUGGACUGAACUAUCAACAGUUCCCCUGAGUGUUCAUCAAUAGUAGCUGAAUAUCCUGACGUGGUCUGUCACACAGCAGUUCAGUGGUGUAGUCGUGGUAAUGUUUUAUUUCAAUUUUUGAGCUUAGGAUCGAGACUGAACUUUUUCUGAAUGAGAAGAACUGCCCUCAACCCCUGUUAUCAAACCACAAAGAGCUUUGGAAAUUAGCUUUGGCUGCAGACUUCAUUUCUCAAUGAAUUCUAUCUAAAAUCACAAGGCAAAACAAUGUUUGUAUGUGGAAUUCAUACUAUGGUAGAGUCAUUUCAAGAGGAGCUAAUGUUGGAAUCACAACCAAUGUUAGACUGCAUCAUUACACUUCCGGUGUUGUCAAGUUAACACAAGCUGCAAGGGUUCCAUUCCCACCCAUGUUUGCAGCAGACAUAGUAUCUGAGCUCAAACUGCAGCUCAAACUGUUUUAUAGACCUUAAUGCAAACCCCAAAGAAAUCUCCAUAUUGCAAGAUCCAUUCGACAUCAAUUGAGGGGUUCCCACCUAAUCUUCAGUUGAAGGGAUUAACCUGCUACAAGGCAAACCUCAAGAGAAAAAUCUAAUCAAACUCCAUAAAUGUCUUUCAAGUAAUAACUAUGCUCACCUGGAAAUCCUGCUACCAAUACUGUGAACUGUCCAUCCAUGUGAAUACUUUUAUCAAAGACGAAAGCUGUACAAUCUUACUACAGAUCAGCGUGACACAGAAAUGCAGGCGGUUGGUUUUGGUGAUAGGCAACUCUAGCUUUGAACCUCGAUUCAGUGCAAUGUUAUCCCCCCCACAUUAAAAUUAUUCUCGGGGUGCCUGGGUUGGUUGA